Messenger RNA from Dibothriocephalus latus, 1290 nucleotides. The record is from the annotation of a GenBank genome assembly. NCBI's taxonomy places the organism in Eukaryota, Metazoa, Platyhelminthes, Cestoda, Diphyllobothriidea, Diphyllobothriidae.
AUGACGAAACAGCUCCUAGAAUCAGCUCCAACAACCGAAGAGGAGAUUCAGCCACUGUCAGAGAUUAUGUGUAAUUGCGAACUCUGCUAUGCUCGUCUUUGUGUUUCUGCGAAACAAACGGUGGAGGAUGAACAGGCCUAUGAUCCAUGCCUUGUUGAUAAUUUUAAUUUGCCACUCCAAUCGAAAUCGAGUAUCUCCUGUAUGCCCUUUCCAUGUGCAUUUGCUGGCUGUCCCACCAGUAGAGACAUGUGUGUGCCGAAGAGCUUCCAGUUGACCCGCCUACCAUAUAAUGUGGCAGGAAUAGACAAUUUUCUGCACGUACAUCCACCACCCGAAUGGCUACAACGCUACAAGAUGGCGAGUCACGCGGCCUGUGAGGGAGACGUGUGGAUGACGGCAAUGUCCCCGAGUCCACAACUAUAUCUGUCUAAGGAUUCUGUCCUGCAUCUCCGAAUUUCUGCCUAUGUUGCUUUAGAACGCUCCGGAACAGCGUUUCGUUUGAUUAACUACCGAAAUAACUCGGCUCUCGCGCUGAGCGAAAAUGGAGAAUAUGGGUUCGCAUAUCACUACAACUGCCGGGGACUGAUCAACAUGCACCAUGAGAAACUGUCAAUCACCUUUGACAAAGACAGACAGAUCCUCCUUCGGACUGAAAAGCCCAGUUUUGUGAAGAAGGAGAAUGAAUAUUAUAGGCUGACGUCACACCACUGGACCCAGUGUCGACCAGUUCUCAUGGACUUCUUCGACCGCGACAAGACACCGGAAAUUCUGAAAAAGUCGGGACCGGACAAGGCCAUCGAUGAGGCCAAGCUAACGGAUCUCAUAAAUUCCUCAGUCAUGCAAAAGGAUGCUACUGGUUUAACAAGGGAUGCCAGAAUCGAGACGCGAUUAAACGGGGAUGUUACACUCUCAUGGAUGUACGGGGAACAGAUAAACUCCUUGGUGGUGUCUCCCCUCACGGGAGGCGUAAGCCUGUCGGCAAGAAACCUUGAGAUCAUCGCCACAGCGAAGAAUGACAUCUACAUCGCGUUUGCAGACUUCUUUGUCCACACGAGAAGUCAACAAAUGACCGUGAGUAGCGGGGCCAUUUCUGGUCGUGGGAGCUACUCAAAGAGUCAUCCCUGCCUUCUGAAGCUGACAAGCACCACACCAGAGAACCAAAUGUCCGAUAUUCGCCAGUUUUGUUCCUAUAUGUAUAAUGAACACCACGGCCACCAGGGGACCAACACAGCCGCAGCUGCGUCUGGUGGAGCUCACCGUCACGGAGGCGCUCACACUGGAGGGACAGCU